Pomacea canaliculata is the source of this 1895-nucleotide messenger RNA. RefSeq names its product dimethylaniline monooxygenase [N-oxide-forming] 5-like. The record is from RefSeq and is a predicted model, not a curated record. Bases 179 to 1783 code for a protein of 534 amino acids. Gene Ontology annotation, molecular function: NADP binding; N,N-dimethylaniline monooxygenase activity; flavin adenine dinucleotide binding. The transcript is spliced from 8 exons. NCBI's taxonomy places the organism in Eukaryota, Metazoa, Mollusca, Gastropoda, Architaenioglossa, Ampullariidae.
ACGGCGUCCAAUGAUAAGUUUUCAAUGGUUGCCCGCUGUUGGCCGCCUGUAUAAAGCGUGAAGACCUCGAUACACAGGACUGUUGAGAACAAACAUCUUACUCCGCAGACUCUCAUCACACGAAGGACGCUACAGCUGACACUAUUGAGAUCUCGUAGCGGGUCGCUGAUCUUCCAGCAUGGCGAAGCGGGUGGCAGUGAUCGGUGGCGGGUGUAGUGGACUAGCGGCCAUCAAGUGCUGCCUGGAUGAAGGGUUGGAACCCGUGUGUUUCGAGCGUAGCGACGAGCUGGGCGGCCUGUGGCACUACACGGAGCAGGUGACGGACGGCCAAGCCUGCGUCAUGAGGUCAACGGUCAUCAACACCAGCAAGGAGAUGAUGUGCUACAGCGACUACCCCAUCCCCAAGGAGUACCCUAACUUCAUGCACAACACCUACGUGUGGCAGUACUUCCAGGACUACGCCAAACACUUCGGCCUGACUGACUACAUUCGCUACAACAUGGAGGUGGUGAGCGUCAAGCGAGCCCCUGACUUCCUGGAGUCUGGACGCUGGCUCAUUGACACGCGAGAUCACAAGACCGGCGACACGAGCCGCGAGACGUUUGACGCUGUGAUGGUGUGCACGGGCCACCACGCGGACAAGAACGUGCCGCACUUCGCCGGCCUGAGCGACUUCCAGGGCAAGGUACAGCACUCCCACGACUACCGCACUGCCCAGGGGCUGGAGGACAAGCGGGUUGUGGUGGUGGGCUUUGGCAACUCCGGUGUGGACCUGGCGGUGGAGCUCAGCAAAGUGUCCAAGCAAGUGUACUUGAGUACCCGACGGGGCGGAUGGUUAUUCCACAGGGUCAACGAAGGAAAUGGUCUGCCAUCCGAUCUUUUAUUCAGCAGCCGUUUAGUUUCUGUGAUACGAAGCUUUCUUCCAUUGUGGUUGGUGCAGCAACUCCUUAAGGCAAAACUCAACAGGAAAUUUGACCACUACCUGUAUCGUCUGGCACCGGAAGAUCCUCCUCUUUCACAACACCCUGUAAUUAACGAUGACCUGCCGAAUGCCAUCAUCACCGGGCGAGUGAAGGUGAUGGCUGACGUCAAGAAAUUCACUUCACAUGGAGUGGAGUUUGUGGACGAGAGUGCCGUGGACAACAUAGACGCAGUUCUGCUGGCCACGGGUUACAUCUUCGGUUUCCCGUUCGUGGAGAAGGAGGUGAUCGACGUCCAGCAGAACCGUAUUCGGCUCUACCAGUUCUGCUUCCCACCCGACCUGCAGCACAACACCAUCGCCUUCAUUGGCUGCUUCCAGCCUCUGGGCGCCAUCAUGCCAGCCGCUGAACUCCAGUGUCGACUGGCGGCCAGAGUCUUUAAGGGCGAGGCACAGUUGCCGUCGCGGUCCGAGAUGUGGGAGGACAUCAGGAAGAAGGAGUCAGAGGUGGCACAACGCUACGUGCACACUCAGCGCCACACCAUCCAGGUGGACUGGGUGCCCUUCAUGGACGAGCUGGCAAAUCUCAUCGGCUGCAAGCCGCAGAUUGGUUCCUUGUUGCUGUCUGACCCGAAACUAGCCUGGACCCUGUUGACGGGGCCCGUGACCCCCUACACAUAUCGUCUGCACGGUCCGGGGUCGUGGGCUGGAGCUCGGGAGGCUGUCCUUACCACCAUGGACAGGGUUCGAUUCCCGUUCAGCACUAAGCCCGUCCCUCGCCGCUUUGACGCCAACCUGAGACUGCUCGCUCACCUGUUAGCCAUCGCUGUGGUUAUCAUCCUCAUACUUUUUAUUUUUCUCUAAAAGCACAUGAUAGAAAAUGCUGAUACAGGGCAAUAUUAUAUGAGAUUAUGGCUUGUACAACACAGGAGAAAACCGACACUUUCAAAUCCGCUGUACAACAUGUUUAACAACA